This is a messenger RNA of Eucalyptus grandis, 1038 nucleotides long. RefSeq lists its product as uncharacterized. Bases 1 to 1038 code for a protein of 345 amino acids. The transcript has 2 exons. The record is from RefSeq and is a predicted model, not a curated record. NCBI's taxonomy places the organism in Eukaryota, Viridiplantae, Streptophyta, Magnoliopsida, Myrtales, Myrtaceae.
AUGGACCUGGAAUGUAAGGGGUGCUCUUUCACCUGGUCAAAUAAACGUGAGGGAGAGAAUCUGGUGAAAAAGAGGCUAGACAGAGCUUUCUGUUCGCUUCAGUGGAGAGUUACUUACCCAGAGGCUGAAUGUAUUGCACUUUCGGCGAUAGGCUCGGAUCAUACUCCUCUCCUGAUAUCCCUGGCUCAACCAAAGCGUAGAAAACGAAAGCAGUUUAAAUACGAAGCAUACUGGACUGAUGAUGCAGAAUGUAAAACCAUAGUCAGAGAUACCUGGAAUGAACUUGCCUUACAUGAUCUUAAUGUGAUGGAGAAACUGCAGCAAGUACAACAGCAGUUGAUACAGCGGAGCAAAAGCAAAUUUGGCCAUGCUAAGAAGAGGAUCACCUGGCUGAAAGAAUGUCAAAACUUGGCUGAUAUCUUAAAUCAAUACUGCUUUGCUUCAAGUCAGGCAAUCAAUCUCAACAAAUCAGGCAUUUAUUUCAGCAAAGGAUGUCCUACAGCUCUAAAGAGAAACAUGGCAACAGCUCUCAGAGUUCCAGAAAUCACAAAGACAGGGAAAUAUUUAGGCAUACCUUUAGACUGGGAGCACUCCAAGAAAGACAUGUUCGCAUGGAUCUUAGCUCGGGUCAAUCCCAAACUGGACAGCUGGAAGGAAAAAUUGUUAUCAAAAGAAGGAAAGGAAAUACUCCUGAAAGCAGUAAUACAAGCCAUCCCUCAAUAUGCUAUGUCAAUAUUCAAAAUACCUAUAUCGAUUUGCAAAGCAAUUGAGAGGAAGGUUGCAUCCUUUUGGUGGAAAAGUAAUGAGAAAAAUGCUGGAAUUCAUUGGAAGAAGUGGGAUUUGCUGAAAACCAGGAAGAGUGAAGGGGGUUUGGGUUUCAAAGAUCUACAAAUCUUCAACACAACAAUGCUAGCUAAGCAGAUGUGGCGUAUCAUUCAAAAUCCAGACUCUCUGUUAACAAAAAUUCUGAAAGGGCUGUACUACUCACACUGUGACAUAUGGAAUGCUGGCAGAGGUUCACGUCCCUCGUGGGGUUAG